Molecule: messenger RNA, 915 nt
Organism: Meloidogyne enterolobii
Lineage: Eukaryota; Metazoa; Nematoda; Chromadorea; Rhabditida; Meloidogynidae
Source: the annotation of a GenBank genome assembly
AUGAUCCCAGAAACUGGCCUUCUAGAUCAACAUUGUGAUGAAGCUAGUGGUAUUGUACAAAGAGAGAAGAGACAAUAUUGUCGUUAUUGCGAAUUAUGUACACUUGCUGAUAAAAUAGAGCAAGGUUUAACUAAUGGAGAACAUCAAUUUCUACCAAUAUUGGCUUCUGGCCAAGAACAACCAUUUGCCCCGAAAUGCUCAAAAAUUGGGGCAAAAAGUUAUGAAUUUAAAAGAACAAUUAAUUUGCCUGGAAGAUUUGAUUUAGAACAAAAAGUUAAACAGAAAAUGAGUGGAGUAGAUGCUGAAAUUAGAAAAAGAUUGAAUAAAGGGAGAGGUCGUUUCCAAGUAUUUUUAAAUUUAAUCAGUGCUGAUGCCCCUCCAAUCACUAUGACGGAUUGGUUUGAUGGAUCAGAACAGUGUCGUUGUUGUGGACGUGAAAAAGAUCCAAAAUGUCGAGGGGUUCUUUCCUUUCUUUAUUGUAAUGUGGAAGAUUGCAAAUCAGCCUAUGCCCAACAAUGUUUACAUAAUUCAGCACGUAUAGUUGCCUGUUAUACAGUUGAAUUUAAUUAUAGAAUGACUACAAGGAGAGAAGAAGUCCAACAAUUCUUACGAGAAAAUAAUUAUCCAGAUCAAGAUUCAGCAGUUACAACUUCUUUAGCUGCCGAUGAAUUAACUUCCGAAAUUCCAAAUCAAAAUAUUAAAGAAGAAAAUAAUAAUCAAAGAUUCAAUCAUCAACACCAAACUUCAGCACCUAAAAGAUUAGUUUAUGGAGAUGAACAAAGAGCUAGACAACCAAAAGAAUUAAGCAUUAAAUGUGUUUCCCAAAUGGCAACUCGUCUUACACAUUUACGUAGAUAUUGCAAUAUUUUUUGGAACGAGAAACUUUGUUGCUCACAUUGUCCUGGCAUUUGUUGA